AUGGCUCCAUUUCUACCACCCGAGAUGCACGAUUUUGUAAAAAAAGUCCCUGGAUUACGAACAUCUACAUCUUCAAAAGUUUGCUGGAAAGCUAUUGGUUACACGAGCUAUAACAGCAUACUAACUAACGAGCAUUGUACGCCAGUUAUAGAACCAUACUUUGUAAUCAUAUGGAAGUUUUCAUCGACAAAGUCGAGCCUAAUAUUACAAAUCUUAAUGACAAAGCGCAUAUUGGCUAUUGAACAUCCAGUCGAUGCCUUGGUAAUUGAUGCAUAA
Molecule: messenger RNA, 276 nt
Organism: Hansenula anomala
Lineage: Eukaryota; Fungi; Ascomycota; Saccharomycetes; Phaffomycetales; Wickerhamomycetaceae
Exons: 1
Coding region: 1-276 (91 amino acids)
Source: RefSeq, a predicted model, not a curated record